CAUUCAUUACAAUGUUCCAAUUGGUGCUCUAUAUGCAUUUUCAUUGUGGCUUUCGAAUUCGGCUUACAUCUAGUUGAGUGUUUCAUUCAUUCAAAUGUUGAAGGCUUUGAUGCCUGAUGCUGUGUAUUCAAUUGGAGUCAUGUUUUGAGGCGAAACGAUGGCGAAUAUGAUGUCGAUUUCAUUUGGGGUUGCAAUUGCUGCUUAUGGUGAGGCGAAAUUUGAUGCUUGGGGUGUAACCCUACAAUUGGGGGCAGUUGCAUUUGAAGCUACUAGAUUGGUAAUGAUUCAGAUCUUGUUAACUUCAAAGGGUAUUAGUUUAAAUCCGAUUACAUUGCUUUAUUAUGUUGCUCCUUGUUGUUUGGUGUUUCUAUCAAUUCCUUGGAUGAUUGUAGAGUACCCAAUUCUAAGGGAUUCGUCGAGUUUUCAUCUAGAUUGGUUUAUAUUUGGGACGAAUUCUGUUUGUGCUUUUGCUUUGAAUCUUACUGUGUUCUUGCUUGUUGGGAAGACAUCGGCUUUGACUGUGAAUGUUGCUGGGGUUGUUAAAGAUUGGUUGUUGAUUGUUUUCGUGGUCUGUGAUUAAGGAUAUUGUUACCCCUAUCAAUUUGUUUGGAUAUGGGUUGGCAUUUGUGGGUGUUGGGUAAUACAAUCACUCUAAGUUGCAGGCAUUGAAGGGAGGAAGAAGAUGAAGAGGAAAGAAAAAAAAAAGGCUGAUUUAAGUGGUCACGUGCACAACACGUGACUAUUUUUGGCCAGAAAACGGAGGUCAACACCGGAGUUUGGUCAAAGGACCCUCCUCACAACCAAAACGUCAUAAAAGGAUCUUCUGUGCCACCUUUUUUUUAAAAAGCCAUUUCUCACAAGAUCGACCACUUAAAAGUACCUUCUUCGCAAUUUU
Messenger RNA from Chenopodium quinoa (quinoa), 895 nucleotides. Its product is annotated as probable sugar phosphate/phosphate translocator At2g25520. The transcript has a single exon. Gene Ontology annotation, cellular component: trans-Golgi network; endosome; Golgi apparatus. The coding region runs from base 158 to 580 and encodes 140 amino acids. The record is from RefSeq and is a predicted model, not a curated record. NCBI's taxonomy places the organism in Eukaryota, Viridiplantae, Streptophyta, Magnoliopsida, Caryophyllales, Amaranthaceae. Gene Ontology annotation, molecular function: antiporter activity.